CUAAUCCUUAUUGUGGCUAGCUUCACAGAUGGGUCCGACCACCAUUAAUCAAAUAAGAAAUGUCUUGUAAAUGAGGGUUAUUUUAGAUGACACCUAGCUAUAUAGUUGCUAACUAAAGCUACUGUAACAAUGUAGUUUUGCUGUGUUUUUGGGAAAGAACAUUGUUUGCAUCAAAUCCAUCAGCUCGCUAGCUUUUUUUUUUACGACCAGUACUGUUCAGAGUUUGAGGAAGGGAAGGUGCGCGAGACAACUUCACCAGCAUCAUAGCAUACGUAUCGAUGAAUCGUUGCGACAUUAAAUACGAGUGAUAAUUUACGUAGUUACACUAAUGAACGUGUAAAUUAUGUGACGUGCAGUCAGUCAAGAUCCUGAUUGCGUGUCAAAUAACACUUGUUGACCAAAGACCCAAACAGCGUCCCAUAGAAGUCCUGUUUGAAGAUGAAACGACUACGAAACAGCACAGCAACCCGGAUGAUGCUUGGCCAAUUGUUCGUUGCCCUAAGGGAUUCCCAAUCACGGCCGGAUGUGAUACAGCCUGGAUUUGAACAAGGGACUGUAGUGACGCCUCUUGCACUGAGAUGUAGUGCCUCAGACCGCUGCGUCUGUGUUUGAACUAUACUAGAACACUUAACGGGCCAAUUUUAAAUCUGUAUCGUUUUUUUGUCAAGGAAAAUAUCUUACAAAAAUGUAAUAUCAGUGCAUCACUACAUGGGACAGGAGUUAACAUAGUGAAUCACAUCCCUCGCCAAGGUUGGCCACCAAUACUUCUUGGAGAUGGAUUGAGUAGUACGAGUAAAACCUGGAUAUCCAGCGACAACGUCACUCCUUGCGGGUGGUUCUGGUUGCCUAGAAAAGACAGUUCCUGAUGAAAUUGUCAAUGCUCUGCCUUGACAUAUAGUUGGUUGGCCAGGAGACGUUCCAGGACUACUCGGAUGUGAGCCUCCAAGGUAGCCGAGCAGACCAGGAUGUCGUGGAUAUAGACAACCACCUGGCGUCCGAGCAUGUACCGGAACACCUCGUUGACGAAUGCCUGGAAGACUGACGGCGCAUUGGCUAAGCCAAAAGGAAUCACAGAGUACACGUAGUGACCAGACAUUGUGCUGAAAGCCAUCUUCCAUACAUCCCCCUCCCGGAUGCGGAUGAGAUUGUAUGCACUCCGCAGGUCCAAUUUGGUAAAGAACCAGGCCCCGCAGAGCUGUUCAAUAGCUACCGGCACCAACGGGAGAGUAAUGGUACUUGGUGAUCUCAUUCAGUACUCAAAUCAAGACACAGUUGUAAUCCUCCACCACACAGCAGCAGGAGAGGUGGACGUGUGGAUGAAACCUUGUUGGAUCGCUUCACGGAUGUAAUCCUCCAUGGCCUUAGCCACAGACAGGAUAGAUGCGUCUGUGCAGGGUCCGCAAGCAAGUCAAUGGCACAGUCACGAUGAGGGAGACAGGUGGUGUGGGUUUUGGGAAAAAACCUCCCACAGGUCCUGGUAUACCUCCAGGAUGUUGGGCUAAAAGGCAACCACAGGACUCAACCGACAUGGAACUGGAAAGCAGGUCCUCCAGCAUUCGGGUGCCCAGUCCGUGAUUGUCAUCCUCAUCCGUCGCUAAUGAAGGGAAUGUUCUCAUGAUGGACUCCACGGUGAGGGGUCCCGGAUCCUAGUAGAUGCGCCGAUCAUCAAGGUCUUGAACUGGAAAUAGAGGAGAACGGGUAUGAGGUGACAUUCAGAGAGGGACUGUAGUCAAUAAAGAUCCGUGGCACCGGAAUCCACUAGCACUAUUUUUAAAAUAGAUUUUUAUUUAACUAGGAAAGUCAGUUAAGAACAAAUAUUUAUUUUCAAUGACGACCUACACUGGGCCAAUUAUGUGCCACCCUAUGGGACUCCCAAUCACGGCCGGUUGAGAUACAGCCUGGAUUCAAGCCUCUGGCACUGAGAUGCAGUGCCUUAGACCGCUGCGCCACUCGGGAGCCCUCUAGAAACAUACAUGAGGGACAGCCAACUUGUGGGAUUGACACAAAAAAAGGGGGUUUGGUAGAAAGCGAUAAAUGGAAUACUCACAUCUGCCCCAGGAGGUGGAAGAGCACACGUUCGUCCCUCUGCUCUCGUGGAUCCCGAGUUGGGACGUACCGGACACUGCUGAAGCUCCCCUUAACAACAAUAGGGACAGAGCCCAAGCGGUUGCCGUCUGCAUCACUAAGCCGCGGGGGAGGCGUGUGACCACUACCUCCAAGGGCUCAGGCUCUGAUACAGAGUUGUCACUGAAGGAAGGACAGAAGCGAUGGCACCGAUGCUCCCGAAGUUAGUUAUCCAGACUGAUGGCUAUUGCAAGGAGUGCAUCCAAGGAGGUUGUCUUCCCGACAUGCAAGUUCCGUCUGGACCUCCUCAUGCAGUCCUCUUCUGAAAAGCAUACGGAGCGCCAGCUCAUUCCAUCUGCUGAAUGCUGCUACUGUCUGGAAGGUGAGCGUGUACUCAGCAGCGUUCUGGGCAUCCCACCAUAGUUGGAGUAGGCACUCACAGUGCCAGGAACCCCUCAUAAGAAGCCAGGACACCGGGGUUAACACCCCUAUUCUUACGAUAAGUGCCAUGGGAUCUUUAAUGACCUCAGAGAGUCAGGACACCCGUUUAACGUCCCAUCCGAAAGACGGCACCCUACACAGGGCAGUGUCCCCAAUCACUGCCCUGGGGCAUUGGGAUAUUAUUUUUAGACCAGAGGAAAGAGUGCCUCCUACUGGCCCUCCAACACCACUUCCAGCAGCAUCUGGUCUCCCAUCCAGGGACUGACCAGGACCAACCCUGCUUAGCUUCAGAAGCAAGCCAACAGUGGUAUGCAGGGUGGUAUGCUGCUGGCUAUAUAGGGGAGGUAAUCAGUGAAGUGCUAGAGUCCAGGUGUGUCUCAUGAUGAGGCGCAGGUGACCGUAACGAUGGUGCCAGGUGUGCGUACUGAUGGAUGUCAAAGCCAGUGAUUAGUAAACCUGCCCGGCGAGGGGGAGCGGGAGAAGACAUGACAAUGCUUUUUGGCCCUAAACAGAGAGUACACAGUGGCAUAAUACCUGACCACUGUGACUGAUCCAAAAUUAAGGAAAUCUUUGAUUAUGUGCAAGAGACACUUAUAUUCCUCAUUACACAGACCCACAAAGAAUUUGAAAACAAAUCUAAUUUUGAUAAACUCCCAUAUAUAUUGUGUGAAAUACCAGUGUGCAAUCACAGCAGCAAGAUUUGUGACCUGUUGCCACAAGAAAAGGACAACCAGUGAAGAACAAACCCCUUUGUAAAUACAACCUAUGUUUGUUUAUCUAUUUCAUUUGUUUAGGCAAUGUAAACAAAUGUUUCCCAUUCCAAUAAAGCCCUUCAAUUGAAAUUGAAUUGAAAGAGCACAGGGGUUCCAACUGACUCAAACAGUUGAAUUUGAGAUGAGGAAGACUGUUUCAGGCCAACCAGAGUUACUCCUAACAAUACAAUGCUUAUCUUUAUAGAACAUAUUAUGAUCGAAAAUUAACUAAUUAGCCUCUUUGAAUGUCUAUAACUGUAUACCAGACAUAGUGACCAUCUCACAUAAAGAAAUGCAUGUCGAUGUCUGCUUAUUUAUAUCUAGCUCUCUGGGGUUAGGCCUAAGCUUAUCUUCUUUCAAAUAGGCUAUACAUAUAUACAUAUAAUUUAUUAAAAUGUAAUAUUAUACAGUGGACACCGAAGCCCUGAUACAUGUAGUGCUCAAAUCCCUAACAGCUGAACCGUGAGGUGCAAAUUAUUGUUUUAAGAAAGUAGCAUAAAAACAAUACCCAAUAGGCUAUAGCGUUUUGCGUAUGCUGCACAUCGAAACACAAGGAAUAGUAUUUUGGUAAUUUGUUAUAGGCUGUUUUUAACGACACUUAAAUGUGGCUCAUUUGGCCAAAAUCUUCCCUGUCACGUCCGGCGCUAAAAUUUCCUAAACGAAACUCUGAAAUAUUGUUUUUAAGAAGAUUUUACAAUAUUCGCAUGAAAAUCUGUCGCCAAUUGGAUGGAAACCUAGCUAGUGCGCUAAUCCAGUGUCACUUUGACCAUGUAUGCACAUCAUGGUUCACCAGCAGCCCCAAACAUCUAAAGAAUAACCUACCAGCCAAACAAGCUUGUAAGAAUUGUAUGUUAACUCUUUUGAUACUCAUCUGGAGGUUGAGCAUUUUUUUUUAUCUAUAUCUGUAAUUUGUCUGUAUCUAUGUAAUUGUAUAUGUAUUUAUGUUAAAAAUAGGGACCACAAUGGAAAUAAAUCCCGACUAUAUUGUGCAAUACCGGUCACUUUUACAAAUCUUGGUGUAUAUGUAUUUUUUUAAACUUUCAAAUCAAUUCAAACUGUGCAGCAGCUAAAAUGUUAUGCUAGAUCAGCGUCCAGUGUUUUAGUAGAAAACGUGUUCUCUUUGAGAUUAAAGCUUUUUAUAAAUCAUUAUAGCACAUAUGACAACCAUAAGGACCAUUAUUGUAUAUUGUAUACACCGUUUGGAUGAGCACCAGUAUCCUAUGGCCCAGACACAGUUUGGAAAACGCUACGUUGUAUAAUCAUGAACUUAAUAUGUAUUCAUGUUUUCUGUAAAACAUAUAGAAAUGGCGAUACAUGUAGAUUAUAAAUACAUUGCUUACUUUAAAGCAAAAUUGACCCUUUGUAAGCUAGCUAUUUCUUGCACUGCAAAAAAGCUAUCGGUUUUGUGGCACCCAGCUAUGUUCCUGUGUUCAACUAGUAAUGCCUGAUGAGCUGUGGCUGGUCUGGCCAGCUGGCUAAUGUUUUGGAGAACAUAGCUAAUAGCUAGCCUAGCUACACUGCUAGCUUGUUAACCACAGUUGGUCAACACAAUAUAAAAACAUCGGAGAAAAUAGACCAUAAUUAUACGAGAUAGUUUCAGGUGCUAUUAAAAGUCGAAUAUAUGUAACUUGCUAAGUCGACAAGAACAUCCAACCGUAGCAGUGGGAAAAGACCCUUUGGUGACUGAGCCCAACAAACACCAGUGUGAAGGAGAGGAAUGAAGGUCUGAUCUUUGAGAUGACUGUCUACCCAAAUAAUUCGGUGCGGAUCUUAUCUGCCCGGGAGCGUGGGGCCCGUGGUCUUGGCUCCCAGCGCCUCCUGCAGCAGCUUGUUGAGGAGAAGACCCGGCGGAUGAAAUGGCAGAGUCAGAAAGUGGAGUUGCCGGACAGCCCUCGUUCUACCUUCUUGUUGGCUUUUAGCCCGGACAGGACCUUAAUUGCCUCCACUCAUGUCAACCACAACAUUUAUAUCACCGAGAUUAAGACAGGGAAGUGUGUUCACUCUCUGGUGGGCCAUCGCCGCACUCCUUGGUGUCUGACCUUUCACCCUACCAUCCCUGGUUUGGUGGCUUCGGGAUGUCUGGAUGGAGAGGUUCGCAUCUGGGACCUGCAUGGUGGCAGUGAGAGCUGGUUCACUGAGAGCAAUGUGGCCAUUGCCUCCUUGGCCUUUCACCCUACUGCCCAGCUCCUUCUCAUAGCAACAAACAAUGAGGUUCACUUCUGGGACUGGAGUAGGAGGGAGCCAUUUGCCCUGGUCAAGACUGCCAGCGAGACAGAGAGAGUCAGACUGGUGAGGUUUGACCCACUGGGUCAUUACCUGUUGACUGCUAUAGUGAAUCCCUCUAACCAACAGCAGAGUGAUGAUGACUCUGAGGUCCCCAUGGAUAGCGUGGAGAUGCCCCACUUUCGCCAUCGAUCCUUCCUACAGUCCCAACCGGUCCGCCGUACCCCCAUUCUCCACAACUUCCUGCACAUCCUGUCAUCGAGGAACUCCGGCUCACAGUCUGAGGAACAGCAUCCUCCUGCACCCGCUGCCAAUAGUGCUGCUGACUCUCCUAGUCUUCCCUCUGGACGUUAUUCUGCCCUGCAGAAUCGCUCCCGACCCCCCUACCAGGGUUGUGUGCAACACCUUGGUAUGGUUUGCUUCUGCAGUCGGUGCUCUGCCACCCGAGCCCCUUCACCAUCUGGGGAGGACCCCUCUGACCCUGAGAGCCUGGAGGCCCAGUCUCAUGCCUCCACCUUCUCCUCUGCUCGCACUGAGCCCCGACAGCCCUCUGAGCCUCGCUCCUCACACCGUCCCUCUGCCUUCAGCAGUGUGUACGGCAGUGCUAGAGGACACUCUUUACGCACUCCGUCUUCAGGCCUUGGCCAGCGCAGCAUCCCAGGCCUUAUAACCAACCAGAGCCACCAGCAGCCAGGCCGGGAGUGCUCUGGGCGACUGGCGGGGGCAGACUGGAUGGGCAGUAUGCUCAACAUGCGACCUGAGCGUAGUGGGGGUCUUGGGGUAUCUCCACCCAGGACUAAUACAUCCUCUGUCAACCUGCUGUCUGUGCUGAGGCAGCAAGAGGGCUCCUUUCAGUCGCCUGUCUACACCUCUGCCACAGAGGGAGGAAGCUUUCCCCCAGCAGUAGUGAGCCCUCACACCAGUGGAAACAGCUCUGUAGAUGGACCCAGCACUAGUAGUGGACACCACUCUCUUGGGGAGGGAGGGAGCAACAGCCCCACUUCUAUCCGUAACGUGCUGCAGUGCAACUUGAAUCGCUACUUCAUGGAGUAUGAUCGCAUGCAGGAAAUGGAGCAGUCAGGUGGUGCUGGUGGAGAGAGCAGCCAAGAGCAACAGACACGGGAGAUGCUCAAUAAUAACAUAGACUGUGAGCGGCCUGUCACCCCCCAUUAUCAGCCCCCCAACAGCAGUGAUGGUGGUUCUGGUCCCUCCCGCGGCCAUAUGAACCGCUGCAGGGUCUGCCACAACCUGUUCACGUUUAACCAAGGUACGCAGCGCUGGGAGCGCACCGGUCAGACCCCAUCACAAGAGGGGAGCACCUCAUGGCAGCCCCCAAGCCCCAACCCUGCCUUUCACACAAUGAGGCAGACGAUGCUACAUGUUCCACAGUCCUCUGACACGAGACAGUUAGCACAGCCACAGGCCAGUGCUGAUGAACCUGGAGGGGACACAGCCUUCCCUCACCGGGGAACCCCUAGCUCACAGAGAGAACAGGCGGUGGGGUUGGUGUAUAACCAGGAGACAGGCCAGUGGGAGAGAGUUUACCGACCGUCUGCUAGUCCAAGUCCAGCGGUGAAUGUACCACAAGAGGCCUUAAACCAAGAAAUGCCUGACGAAAACCACGAUGACGAUUACCUGAGAAGGAGGCUUUUGGAGUCAUCUCUUAUGUCGCAGUCUCGAUAUGACAUAUCUGGCUCCCGGGACCAUCCUAUUUAUCCAGAUCCUGCCAGGUUGUCCCCUGCUGCAUAUUACGCCCAGCGGAUGAUUCAGUACUUAUCUCGGCGGGACAGCAUUCGCCAACGAUCACUGCGCUACCAGAGCCGACUGCGGCCUCUCUCAUCCACCUUGGAUAGCCCAGGAAGCUCCCCCUCCGUUGAGAACAACGAGGUGGACUUUGAGGAGUUUGAGGAUAACGGUGAUCGCGCCAGACACAGAGCUCCACGCAACGCUCGUAUGUCUGCCCCCUCGCUUGGCAGAUUUGUUCCCCGGAGGUUCCUACUGCCUGAGUAUCUGCCAUAUGCUGGGAUCUUCCACCAUGAGAGGGGCCAGCCUGGCCUGGCCACCCAUUCCUCCGUCAACAGGGUCCUAGCAGGUGCGGUUAUUGGUGACGGUCAGUCAGCUGUGGCCAGUAACAUCGCCAACACCACCUACCGCCUCCAGUGGUGGGACUUCACCAAGUUUGACCUACCUGAAAUCAGCAACUCCUCUGUCAACGUGCUGGUGCAGAACUGCAAGAUCUACAAUGACGCCAGCUGUGACAUCUCUGCAGACGGGCAGCUCCUGGCCGUGUUCAUACCCAGCAGCCAGCGGGGCUUCCCAGAUGAGGGCAUCCUGGCUAUCUACUCUCUGGCGCCUCACAACCUGGGAGAGAUGCUCUACUCCAAGAGAUUCGGUCCUAAUGCCAUCUCUGUCAGCCUGUCCCCGAUGGGCCACUACGUGAUGGUGGGCUUGGCCUCCCGCAGGAUCCUGCUCCAUCACACUACAGACCACAUGGUAGCGCAAGUGUUACGCCUGCAACAGCCCCAUGGUGGAGAGACUUCCAUGAGGAGAAUGUUUGAUGUGGUGUACCCCAUGGCUUCUGAUCAGCGGAGACACGUCAGCAUCAACUCGGCCCGCUGGCUCCCAGAACCUGGCCUGGGGCUUGCAUACGGUACCAACAAGGGAGACCUAGUCAUCUGCAGACCUGUAGAUGCCCAGUCAGACGGAGACGGCCCCGCUGAGCACAGUGAGCCCAUAUUUGCUGUCAACAACAAUCGAGGCAGUGGUACCGGUGGGAGCCGCGAUGGAGAGCGACCAGGGAGCAGCAGGGCCCCCUUGAGGUCUGAAAGGGACAUGGGACUUAUGAACGCCAUCGGUCUCCAGCCCCGUCACCCUACCCCCGUUGUGACCUCACAAGGCACACAGACACCCGUCCUACAGCUUCAGAAUGCCGAAACACAGACUGACCGAGAGCCACAGGUUCCCAGCACCUCCCGGGCCUCCCAAGCAACAGACAUCGUUGGACACAUAAGGGACCUUCAUCCAGGCAGCAGCACAGAAAUGGUGCCUGAGACGCCCCCGCACACACUGCAGGAGGAUGGCGAGUCAGCCGAGGCCUUCACAGAGGCCAGCACCACCUUGGCUAACCCAGGGGAAUCUCAAGAUCAGGGCAGUGGGGAGGACGCCGUGUCUCGGCUCCGCAGGCUGAUCGCCGAGGGUGGUAUGACGGCCGUGGUCCAGAGGGAGCAGAGCACCACCAUGGCCUCCAUGGGUAGCUUCGGUAACAACAUCAUCGUUAGCCACCGCAUCCACCGCGGCUCCCAGACUGGGACAGAGGCUCAGAAUGGGGGCAGAGACACUCAGGGCAGGGGUCAGGGUCUUGGUGGAGGUGGUUGGACGUCCGUCUCUUCGUCCCACCGCGGCACUCUGUCGUUCACAGAGCCCACCUCCCGUAUUCUGACCCACCACAGCAUGCAGCUGGGCGAGAGCUCAGGCUUCCUGUUAGAGCCCUCUGGGACUCAAAGCCGAACAGUAGCACCUCUCCCCUCCCAGUACAUCACAGUCUCUUCUCAUCUCAGCCCUCAGGGGCCCAUUGGGGUGGAGGAGGGGGCCGAUGAGGCCCCUAUGGACACAGACGAUGCGUUUGAGGGUGUGGGACUUGUCGAUGAUCUAGAUCUACACUUGCCCUCUGCGUCCUCCUCCUCUUCUUCAACCCUGUCCCCUGUUGUCUCCCCUCUUGACAACAACUUCAGCGCCAGUUACCAUGGAGACCCCUACAGUCGAUAGAAGGUAAUGUGCUUUCCAUACCCAUCUGAUCUCUACCUAGAAGACUCUCCUCCGUCUAGCCUUAUUACAUUGACUACUGGUUUUUCUGGAGGCUUUCGAAUCCCGACAAUGAAAUUAGGCACUUAAAACUUCAUCCCACUCCUCCAUUGCCUGUUCAGUUUUCUAUCCAAUAGUAGGCUGGAUGAGACUUAUCUUCAACCUAGGAUUAGGCUCGGUCUCUUUCUUGGAUGUGGUGUUCCUUUGCGUGCCCUGACCACUUUCAGACUUUUGUCAUUGCCUAAUUAAGAGCAAAAAUCCAAAGCUACAGUUUGACCAUUCCAUUGGAAAGAGGUGGACCUGAAUGACUCUUUUACAAUCCGGGGUUCAGAUCGGUGGUUUUCGAAUGCCACCUGGGACCAAAUUCCAUGAUCAAAUUGCAACGUUCUUCAAAACGUGUUAAGACUCUGCCCCUUGCUCACGAUUAGCAAGAUGCUGGUAUAGUAGAAGCACAUUUUAUUAACCAAUCACAUUGGUACAAUUUGAUUGUGAAACUGGAUGAUUCUGUCUAUAAGUUAUAUUUAUUGUGUGUGAGAGAGGAUGUUCUAUGUCACCCUUGGUCGGUACAAAACGUUUCAUUCUAGUCGUCAUGGUGGAUUAGUGGUUUGCAAAGAUGUAGUUGACCCAAGAUAACUAUGAAUCCCUUGUACUACAUAGGAGAGCAGAAUUACAUUACAGAGUUGAAUUUAGGGAGACCAAUUCCACAAUAUGCUACUCCAAAUAUGAGCGAUGUUCCUUAUUAUCGCGGUGCGUUGUAAAUAACAAAAUAAUUCCAGACUUAUUUUUUUGCUUAUUUAAGAUAUCAUAAUCACCUUCUCAUUUAGACUUAUUUUGAACACAUUGAUACUGCCUAACUGAUAAACUGGUGGUAACACUGGGGGGUACGCACAAUGCCGUCGGGGGAACGCCUAAUAAUUUCUUUAUUUCAAAAUGUUCUCACAUUUUCAAACAGUACAUUUAUAUUUUCCAACAGAGCUAUACAUUUGGGUGAGUUUUUUUUUCUCACUUGAGUAGCCUCGUUUCACUGAGUAGCCUCCUUUCACGUAUUCACAAAAAUACAAUUAAACCAUCUAGUGUUCAGCGAAAUAACAACACAAUGUCAAAUACAGGUAGCCUAGUCAAAUAAUUAACAUCCAAUCACGUUAACCGUUACUCUCUCGCGGGAAACCUUCACUCUUGCGCAGACAUUUAGAAACGAAACAUGACCAUUUGAAGAAUAAGCCACGGGAGUUUUUUGAGCGAGAAUAAACGACGACGUUCAAGUAGUAAGACAUGUAUAAAAGCAACAGGUACAUUAAUAAGAAGGGUCUAGAAGCGUCUUAUAUUGUGAGCUACCGAGUGGCUAGGACAGGCAAGCCCCAUACUAUUGUGGAGGACUUAAUUCUUCCUGCUGCCGCGGAUAUGGCUGGUGCAAUGCUGGGGGAAAAGGCUAAAAAAAAACUCUACAGACAAUGACUUCAUCAAACAACACUGUUUCACAACGUAUCAGUGACAUGGCAUUGUUUUGAAGCAAUUACUGCUUCGCAUACAAGCCAGUGAAUUAUAUGCGUUACAGGUGGAUGAGUCAACAGACGUGGCGGGCCUGGCACAGCUCCUGGUAUAUGUCCGUUACGUUUAUGGGGGGGUCAAUUAAGGAAGACAUCCUCUUCUGGAAACCAGGACAACAUGAGAGGAUAUGUUUUUAAAGUACUGGACAGCUUUGUGACAUCAAAUGAACUUUGGUGGUCAAGAUGUGUUGGUAUCUGUACUGAUGUAGCAAAAGCCAUGACAGGUAGACAUAGUGGAGUGGUAACUAGUGUGCAAGCAGUUGCUCCCGACGCCACUUGGGUACACUGCAGCAUCCAUCGGUAGGCUCUUGCUGCCAAGGGAAUGCCUGACCGUUUGAAAGACGUUUUGGACACUAGUGAAAAUGGUUAACUUUGUUAAAGCAAGACCCCUGAACUCUCGUGUAUUUUCUGCAUUAUGCAAUGAUAAGGGCAGCGACCAUGUCACGCUUUUACAACAUACAGAAGUGCGCUGGUUAUCAAGGGGCAAAGUAUUGACAAGUUUUUUUUAAAUUCAGAGACGAGCUUACAUUUUUCUUUACUGACCAUAAUUUCCACUUGUCUGAAAUUUUGCAUGAUGACGAGAUUCUCACACGACUGGCCUAUCUGGGUGAUGUUUUUUCUCACCUGAAUGAUCUGAAUCUAGGAUUACAGGGACUCUCAACUAUAUUGAAUGUGCAGGACAAACUGGAGGCUAUGAUUAAGAAGUUUGAGCUCUUUUCUGUCUGCAUUAACAAGGACAAUACACAAGUCUUUCCAUCAUUGUAUGAUUUUUUGUGUGCAAAUGAACUCAAGCUUACGGACAAUGUCAAAUGUGAUAUAGCGAAGCACCUGAGUGAGCUGGGUGCGCAAUUACGCAGGUACUUUCCCGAAACGGACGACACAAACAACUGGAUUCGUUAUCCCUUUCAUGCCCUGCCUUCAGUCCACUUACCGAUAUCUGAACAAGAGAGCCUCAUCGAAAUUGCAACAAGUGCUUCUGUGAAAAUGUUAUUUAAUCAGAAGUCACUGCCAGAUUUCUGGAUAGAGCUGUACUCAAGAGUUUCUUGCCUUUACAAAUUGCGCUGUUAAGACACUGGUGCCCUUUGCAACCACGUACCUAUGUGAGAAUGGAUUCUCGGCCCUCACUAGCAUGAAUACUAAAUACAGGCACAAACUGUGUGUGGAAAAUUAUUUAGGAUUGAGACUCUCCAAUACAAUCCAGCAUUGCAGAGUUAUGUGCAGCCUUUCAAGCACACCCUUCUCAUUAACCUGUGGUUUUAACAAUUUUUGAUGAACAAAUAAGGUUUUAUAUGUAAGAUUGCUAAAUAAAGAGCAAAAUUAUUGAUUAUUA
This is a messenger RNA of Salvelinus fontinalis (brook trout), 12158 nucleotides long. Its product is annotated as activating molecule in BECN1-regulated autophagy protein 1A-like. Gene Ontology annotation, biological process: autophagy. The transcript is spliced from 20 exons. The record is from RefSeq and is a predicted model, not a curated record. Gene Ontology annotation, molecular function: protein binding. Lineage: Eukaryota; Metazoa; Chordata; Actinopteri; Salmoniformes; Salmonidae. Gene Ontology annotation, cellular component: intracellular membrane-bounded organelle. The coding region runs from base 4995 to 9245 and encodes 1416 amino acids.